This is a messenger RNA of Aphanomyces invadans, 393 nucleotides long. RefSeq lists its product as hypothetical. NCBI's taxonomy places the organism in Eukaryota, Oomycota, Saprolegniomycetes, Saprolegniales, Verrucalvaceae. The transcript is spliced from 2 exons. The annotation marks the transcript as partial. The record is from RefSeq and is a predicted model, not a curated record.
AUGAAGAAAAGCAAAGGCCCAACAGCCGAUGAGAAGCAGCAAGUGCUUGACGCACACCUCCGGGGCGACGACUGGAGCCUUGUCGCACAGCACAAUGGCAUGUCCUAUGCCACGGCAUGGAGGAAGGUCACCGCGGAGAUCCUCGAUGCGCUCGAAAAGUACCUAGACGAAAACUGUCAAUACACCUUGCGCGAAAUGAAAAGUUUCAUUGAGGCGGAUAUCAACGGCACGAACAUCUCGGUCCAGACAAUAAGCCGCCACAUUUUGGGCAUGCUUUACACAGUAAAACAAGUGCGCAUUGAGCCCGCGGCAUGCAACAAUGACGUCAACAAGCAAAAGCGGCGUGAAUUUGCUCUGAAGCUUAAGCAGCACCAAACCAAAGGAGACUAUAUU